AUUAUUAUUAUCUUGCGGUUUUAUUCCCGAAUUUCCAUCGACAUUCCUCCUCCAUUUUUCUCCCAGCUCCAUCGCCGCACGUCGUUCCGACAAUCUCCAAGUUUAUUUAUCCCAGAUUUCGGACAAAGAAUUCAGCUCCAAUUCUGGGUUCUCUCUCUUCUUCUUCUUCUUCUUCUUCUUCUUCUUCUUCGUGAAUUUGCGUAGAAAUCGAAGAAGGGGACGAGAAGAAGCGAUGAAGAGUAAAAAUGCGAAGGUUUCAGUGAAAUGGAUUCCCGUUUUCUCCAUUUGUUUCUUCAUGAUUGGCAUGGUUUUCACCAACAAAUUUUGGGGUUCGUUGGAAUCGAAUAAUCAGCUCAUAACUCAGCAAAGAAGGGAUCAAGAGCUGCAGAUCGUCUCCGAGGAUUGCAAUACUAAGAAGAAGAAGGCAGAAGAUAAGGACAAUGAUGUAAUGAAGGAGGUUUAUAAAACACAUGAAGCAAUCCAGGGGUUAGAUAAGUCGAUUUCGAUGCUCCAGAUGGAGCUAUCUGCAUCUAGAAGUGCUCAAGAGAGGCGCAAAGGUGAUGAGCCAACACCAACUGCUAAUCAAGAGCCUGUCAGGAAGAAGGCAUUCAUGGUGAUUGGUAUAAACACGGCUUUCAGUAGUCGAAAGAGGCGUGAUUCUGUCCGAGAGACUUGGAUGCCUCAAGGUGAUCAGCUUCGCAGAUUGGAGGAGGAGAAGGGGAUCGUCGUGAGGUUUAUGAUUGGACAUAGUGCAACCUCUAACAGCAUAUUGGAUAGAGCUCUCGACUCUGAAGAAGCUCAGCAUAAGGACUUUCUGAGGCUGGAGCACGUUGAAGGAUAUCAUGAAUUGUCGGCAAAAACAAAGAUUUUCUUUGCCACUGCAGUUGCGAAGUGGGAUGCUGAUUUUUAUGUGAAGGUGGACGAUGAUGUUCAUGUUAAUUUGGGUACAUUCGCUGCAACUCUUGCUCGUCAUCGAUCAAAACCCAGAGUCUACAUCGGUUGUAUGAAAUCCGGACCCGUUCUUUCUCAGAAGUCCGUUAAGUACCACGAGCCAGAGUACUGGAAAUUCGGAGAAGAAGGAAAUAAAUAUUUCCGGCAUGCAACGGGGCAGAUUUAUGCCAUUUCAAAGGAUUUGGCGACUUACAUCUCGAUUAACCAGCCCAUACUGCACAAGUAUGCCAACGAAGAUGUGUCGCUUGGUUCUUGGUUUAUUGGUCUUGAAGUCGAGCACAUUGAUGAGCGUAACAUGUGUUGUGGUACUCCGCCAGAUUGUGAAUGGAAGGCACAGGCAGGCAAUGUGUGCAUCGCCUCAUUCGAUUGGAGCUGCAGCGGAAUCUGCAAAUCAGUAGAAAAGAUCAAGUUCGUACACGAACAAUGUGGUGAAGGAGAAGAGGCCCUUUGGCAUGCUUUAUUGUAGGAUCUCUCACACAAGAAAAAGAAAAGAAAAAAAGAAAAAGGACUUAAGCUGACUAAAGAAAUACAUGUAGAAUGUAGCAAGGUGCGAAGCAAUGCUGCUGAGGCGGGCGAAGAAUCAUCAACACCAUCACCAUGCUGCAAGACUUGUACGCGUAUAUAACAGGUUCUAUUCUUACUGAAGAUUUUUCUUUGAAUACGAAUAGACGAGGAGCUGAGUUGAGUAGACGACAUUUCUCCUAGCCGGAUUUUUCUUAGUAAUGGGAGGUCGGAUACAUGUAUACAUUGUUUAGAGACUCGAGAGGAACGUGAUCUUGUCGUUGAUUUGGAUGUAGAACGCGCGUUUUAGUAGGGGUAGUACCGGUCAUUUUCACCAUUCGAGAUUGUUGAACUGGUGGUGAUGGUGUCUUUGCUUUGUUUGUGGAAGCACCAUUGUUGGAAUUUCUUGCUUGUAUGGCUAUAGUUUUGUUCAAUGCAGUUGUGGGUGCUCUAUUCAUGUCUUC
Molecule: messenger RNA, 1916 nt
Organism: Salvia miltiorrhiza (redroot sage)
Lineage: Eukaryota; Viridiplantae; Streptophyta; Magnoliopsida; Lamiales; Lamiaceae
Product: beta-1,3-galactosyltransferase 7-like
Exons: 11
Coding region: 233-1417 (394 amino acids)
Cellular component (GO): Golgi membrane
Molecular function (GO): beta-1,3-galactosyltransferase activity
Source: RefSeq, a predicted model, not a curated record